UGAGACUGUCUGCGGUGGAUGGGACCCCAGUUGGCCGAGGAGCUGUUUCCCACACCACCACACCUGUCAAGCUCAACGUCAGCGCUCUGCACUCAGAAGAGAUCAGGAUAUCAACCACCCAUCAUGCCCUGGUCAGCCGAACCCUCUAAUAUUCCUGCGGUAGACGAUUGGAUGCGUCGGAGCGAGGAAGUGUGGGAGGAGACUCACAGACGCAUUGAGGCUGUUUUACAACGGCAGAAACAACAGGCUGAUCGCCUACGCCGUGAGACCCCCCUUUACUCUCCUGGUGAUCGGGUUUGGCUAUCUACAAGGGAUUUCCGGCAACCAGAUGCUAAUAAGAAACUUUCAGUUAAGUAUAUUGGUCCUUUCAAAGUCAUUAAGAGAAUUAAUGAAGUUACCUACCGUCUCGAUCUACCCUCUCACUACCGUGUAUGCCCUUCUUUUCAUGUGUCUUUAUUAAAGCCGGUUAUCCCUGGUCCGUUGGAUGAGACAUCGCUCGGGGCGUCUCCUCCUCCUCCGGUGGCUAUGGACGGUGACCCGGUUUAUGCGGUAGAACGACUUUUGGACUCCAGGAGGAGAAGGGGAGCCCUGGAGUAUCUGGUGGACUGGAAGGGCUACGGACCUGAGGAGAGAAGUUGGUUCGGUCCGCAGUCCCAGGAGGGGUCGUCCCAGGUCCAGGGCUUCCAUCCAUUCCGUUCCCGUUUCUGGGCCACCUGUUCAGGAAUCCGCUGA
Molecule: messenger RNA, 732 nt
Organism: Astyanax mexicanus (Mexican tetra)
Lineage: Eukaryota; Metazoa; Chordata; Actinopteri; Characiformes; Acestrorhamphidae
Exons: 3
Coding region: 19-732 (237 amino acids)
Source: RefSeq, a predicted model, not a curated record